Molecule: messenger RNA, 471 nt
Organism: Cyclocybe aegerita
Lineage: Eukaryota; Fungi; Basidiomycota; Agaricomycetes; Agaricales; Hemipholiotaceae
Source: the annotation of a GenBank genome assembly
AUGAUUCUGAAGACGCUCGUUCUCGACAUGGAAUUCUGCGAUGACAACACGAUAAUCACUUCUAGUCUGCUAUAUAUCGCACCUUACGGCGCCUCAGCUUUCCCUCCCUCUUUCCGCUCUCCAGCGCCAUCUCUCUUACUCAACGUCCCCGCCCAUCAGCAAACAGCAAUUUGUCAAACCCGUGAACACGGGACUGUCCGGGGUCUUGGCGUGGCACAGACCCCGGUUGAUCAACGCAGUCUCAAACUGCAACCACCACCACCCACAUUCCCAUCACACGCCCCUCGUUUCCUCCCUACGACCCGCAAGGUCCCACCGACCUUGUUCUUUUUAUACAUAAUCCCUCCGCCCCUCCCUUUGUCACUUCCCUCCUUCUUUCGUUUUCUUACGACCCAAGGACGCCUUUACGACUUAGACGAACGAGCUAGACUGACUACACAGACAGAAAGAGACGGCCACACCGGACCUUGA